Molecule: messenger RNA, 2109 nt
Organism: Oncorhynchus masou masou (cherry salmon)
Lineage: Eukaryota; Metazoa; Chordata; Actinopteri; Salmoniformes; Salmonidae
Product: phospholipase ABHD3-like
Exons: 9
Coding region: 79-1317 (412 amino acids)
Biological process (GO): phosphatidylcholine metabolic process; medium-chain fatty acid biosynthetic process; medium-chain fatty acid catabolic process
Molecular function (GO): monoacylglycerol lipase activity; glycerophospholipid phospholipase A1 activity; A2-type glycerophospholipase activity
Source: RefSeq, a predicted model, not a curated record
GCAUGCAUCCAGGGGAGCAGAGGUUUCACUCGAACCUGGCCGCUAUACCUGAAAGCGCGAGAUAACAGGGACCUGGCAAUGAUCUCACUGGACUUCAAUUUGAAUGUUUUGACAAGGGACCUGUCACUUUAUCUGGAAAACCAAGUGAAAGUUGGACUUUUUGGAUCUGGAGUAUUGUCACUGGUGCUCGGCUUCAGCGCAGCUUAUGUCUACUAUUACUUGAUCUCUGUCGCGAAGAAGCCCCAACUGAUUUCCGGUGGUAAGAAGUUCUACCAGUUCCUGCGGGACCAAUGUCCCGUAGUGUCAGAGACCUACUACCCCACCUUCUGGUGCUGGGAGAGCCGGAUCCAGACGGUGCUCAGGCCAUUCGUCACGGCUAAACCGGGUGUCAGCUACAGAAAUGAGCUCAUUGGAGCAGCAGAUGGAGGGCAGAUCUCUCUGGAUUGGUUCGACAACGAUGACAGCGCCUCCCACCCCAACUCGGCCACGCGCCCCACCGUCCUGCUGCUUCCAGGCCUGACCGGCACCAGCAGAGAGUCCUACAUCCUCCACAUGGUCCAGCAGAGCAGGGAGCUGGGAUAUAGGUGUGCGGUAUUCAACAACAGAGGGGUGUCUGGAGAAACUCUCUUGACCCCCAGAACGUACUGCGCUGCCAACACAGAGGACCUGGAGGCUGUCAUCGAACACAUCCAGAGGACAAAUGAGGACGCCCCUCUCAUGGCUGCUGGGGUCUCAAUGGGCGGGAUGAUGCUGGCAAACUACCUGGGGAAGAAGGGCAGGGAGACGUGUCUGAAGGGUGUGGUUGUGUUCUCGGCAGGCUGGGAUGUGUUUGCGUGUACAGCGUCACUGGAGAAGCCUCUGGACCGCUUCCUCUUCAACUCUUACCUCACUAGCUGCCUGCAGGCAGGUGUGGACAGACACAAAUCUGUCCUUGAGAAGAGUUACGACAUUGAUCAUGUGAUGAAGGCCAAGACCAUCCGUGAGUUUGAUGAGAGGUUCACGUCUAUAAUGUUUGGCUACCCCACCAACGAUGACUACUACCACGAUGCCAGUCCCAUCCACAAGCUCAAGUCUGUGCAGGUGCCCAUGUUGUGUCUAAACGCUGCAGACGACGUCUUCUCCCCCUGUCAUGCCAUUCCAGUGGAGGCAGUGAAGCAGAACCCUAACCUAGCCCUCCUUAUCACUUGCCAUGGGGGCCAUAUUGGUUUCCUGGAGGGCCUGUGGCCCCGACGGAGCACCUACAUGGAUCGCGUGUUCAAGCAGUUUGCCAAGGCCGUCAUCGAACAGGGUGGUGACCUGAAUGACCUUUCCAGCUAGUAUGACCAGUUCUUCUCUUUUUCCUUCUCUCUGUCGUUCCUUCACACCUUCUUUUUCUCUCUCUCUCUUUCCUUCAUUCCUUUUCUCCUUCCCCCAGUCCUUCUCUCCUUAUUUCCUCGUCCCCCUCCCCCUCCCUACAAGCAAAAAAAAAACAUUUUCUUUUGAAGUGAACACCCUGUCACAAUACAACAUUUGUCCGUCCACUCAUGUAUUCCUUCAUACAUUAAUUAAUUCAAUGUAUGUCCCCAUGAAUUCAUACUAUGCUUAUUCGAAAAAGUGUUUGCAAUUGCUCAUGUCGACGGUGAAAAGAUGAGUAUGUUCACAUUAGUUGUGCUAGCUAAAUGUGUGUGGUGGAAAUACUUUUUCAAGUUAACAGAAGUACCGUAUGACAUAUUUUCUGCUGUCUUUCCCCGUCCGACAGUGUUCUCAACAACAACUUGUGUAUCAGUAGGAUUUUAGUCCUCAGGGAUUGUAUUUAUUUUUUACAUAGUCUGUCUCUGUCUGUCUUUGUUAUGAAUGUGAAUGUUUUAUGUUGAAAAUCGUUAAUUCCUUUUUUUUAACACACAAAAAAACCCCACAUCUAAUCUCUCAUGACAGACAGCUAUCUGCUAUAGUAGCGUGAUACUUGGUUCUUGGUUUGAGAUGAUAACUUCACCUUACCUGAACAGAUCACAGUAUUUAUGUUCUCUUGAAUUGCUCUGCAUGCACUUUUGUUCACACAUUCUACCUGUGCGCACACCAAAUAGCUCUAACAAUGUAACUCAUUAUUAAUGAUAAGGAAUGUGAAAUUGC